This is a messenger RNA of Caenorhabditis remanei, 1116 nucleotides long. RefSeq lists its product as uncharacterized. The coding region runs from base 1 to 1116 and encodes 371 amino acids. The transcript is spliced from 6 exons. The record is from RefSeq and is a predicted model, not a curated record. Gene Ontology annotation, cellular component: cyclin-dependent protein kinase holoenzyme complex; cytoplasm; nucleus. Gene Ontology annotation, biological process: mitotic cell cycle phase transition; regulation of cyclin-dependent protein serine/threonine kinase activity. NCBI's taxonomy places the organism in Eukaryota, Metazoa, Nematoda, Chromadorea, Rhabditida, Rhabditidae. Gene Ontology annotation, molecular function: cyclin-dependent protein serine/threonine kinase regulator activity.
AUGCAUCUUACUUACCAAUCAACUAACCAAGCCGAAGGACUCAACAAAAUGUUGCGGGCCGGCAACAAUAUAAGGAGGCCCUCCAACAAUGUGGAAAAGGACAACAUAAAGAUGGCUCAAAAGCCAGGAAAUGGGCCACUCAAACCGAUCAACGCCAAAGGAGGCAAGCAAGUCACCAAACCAACCGCCAACAUUCAACAUGGUGCCGGUGAAGGAUCUUUGCAAAUCAAGACGAAGCGAAUCAACAUUCAGGACAAUGAGACGAAGUUGCUUGAGUUGGCUCCGGAUAUAUACAAGUAUCUCGUCCACCACGAGAAAAAGUUUAUUCUCAAGGAGGGAUUUAUGGAUGGUGGUGAGCCAACAAGCAAGAUGCGUCGUAUUCUCGUCGACUGGCUCGUACAAGUUCACAUUCGUUUCCAUCUUCUCCCCGAGACUCUUCACCUCACUAUUUUCAUCUUGGAUCGCAUGCUCGAGACCAAGACCAUCUCCAAGUCUGACCUCCAGCUUCUCGGAAUCUCGGCAAUGUUCGUCGCCUCCAAGUUCGAGGAAGUUUAUCUCCCGGAUAUCUACGACUACGAGUUCAUCACCGAGAACGCCUUCACCAAGAAGCAGAUUCUGUCCAUGGAGCAAGUCAUUCUCAACUCCCUUCACUUCGAUCUCUCAUGCCCAUCGUCCCUUGUUUUCGCUCGCUGUCUCUCGCGAGUCCUUUCGGAGGAUGAGACCAAUCCAGUUGACCAGACCGCCUUCUUUUAUGCUUACAACAUCAGCAAGUGCAUCGGAGAGCUCGCCCUUCUCGACGCGGUCAUGUCAUCUGUCCCAAAGUCGCACAUCGCCAUCGCCGCCAUGAUCAUUGCUCUCAACGUCUUCCCAGUUGAGGGAAUUGACCCAAAGAAGGCAGAAGAAGCUGUAAUUGCUCAACUCGAGGCUAACAAGGCAGAGGUCACUGAAGCCAUUUCUCUUCUCGCCCAGGUCGCGUACAAGAACUUCAAGCAGCCGAAGCUUGUUGCCAUCAAGAACAAGUACCAAUCGACCAAGCUCGGAAGCGCUUCGACCCACAUGACGGACGCAGUCUUGGAUAAGAUUGAGGCACUGGGAAGACAAUCGGACAUGGAAUGA